Gekko japonicus is the source of this 960-nucleotide messenger RNA. Its product is annotated as olfactory receptor 13H1-like. NCBI's taxonomy places the organism in Eukaryota, Metazoa, Chordata, Lepidosauria, Squamata, Gekkonidae. Gene Ontology annotation, molecular function: G protein-coupled receptor activity; olfactory receptor activity. Gene Ontology annotation, biological process: G protein-coupled receptor signaling pathway. The record is from RefSeq and is a predicted model, not a curated record. Gene Ontology annotation, cellular component: membrane. The transcript has 2 exons. Bases 1 to 960 code for a protein of 319 amino acids.
AUGAUUCUCAAUUUCCCUGUUACAGGAAAUAUGGACGAUUGGGAUAACAGAACCACAGUGACCGAGUUUGUUCUCCUGGGCCUCUCCAGACAACCCCAUGUGCGUGUUGCCUUGUUCGUCUUUUUCGUAGUCACGUAUGCAGCCACCGUAGCUGGGAAUGGUCUCAUCGUGGUGCUGACGGUGGUGGAUUCGCACCUCCACACACCCAUGUAUUUCUUCCUCAGCAACCUCGCUUUCAUUGACAUCUGCUAUAUCACUGUCGCCGUCCCACAGAUGCUGGCUCAUUGUAUCAAAGACAAGCCCAUCAUCCCUCUGGGCAGCUGUUUCGCACAAAUGACCAUCGGUACUUCUUUGGCUCAGAGUGAGUGCUUCAUGCUAGCUGUCAUGGCUUACGACCGCUUUGUGGCAAUAUGCAGCCCUCUACGCUAUACCUUGAUUAUGAAUAGAAAGGUGUGUGUUGGAGUGGCCGUCAGCCUGUGGUGCAGCUCUUUUGUCUUGACCGCCGUCGUUCUUUUCAGCCAGCCAGUUCACUUUUGUUACCGCAAUGUGGUGAAUCAUUUUAUAUGUGAGGUCCAGGCAGUGUUGAAAUUGGCCUGCUCUGACACUCACCUCAAUGGGCUUAGCUGGCAGAUAACGUGUGUCUUCACUCUUCUGUUCCCCUUUACCUUUAUCCUGGUGACAUAUGGGCGCAUUGGUCUGGCUGUCUUGCGCAUCCGCUCAGCCCGGGGAAAAGCUUUAUCCACCUGUGGCUCUCAUCUGGCUGUGGUGGGCAUUUUUUAUGGAACCACCUUGUCUGCAUACCUGAAGCCUCAAACCAAGACGUUCACAGAUAGGGACAAAAUGGUGGCUGUUUUUUAUGCGAUUGUGACCCCAAUGCUCAACCCCCUGAUCUAUAGCUUGAGAAACAGGGUUGUGAAGAGAGCCUUUUGGAGACUGAUUGGGAGGAAAGCAGAGGAAUGA